Molecule: messenger RNA, 6825 nt
Organism: Sitodiplosis mosellana (orange wheat blossom midge)
Lineage: Eukaryota; Metazoa; Arthropoda; Insecta; Diptera; Cecidomyiidae
Exons: 5
Coding region: 2790-6137 (1115 amino acids)
Molecular function (GO): nucleotide binding; nucleic acid binding
Source: RefSeq, a predicted model, not a curated record
CAUAUAUAUUAUAUCAUACGUCACAUUAUUUUGACAGAAAAUGAAUUGUUUUAAAAAUCAUACAGAUUUUAAUAAAUGAAGACAAUCAACAUCAAAUUGCAAUAAGUAAUAAAAUAAAAGAGGUUGUUAGCAACCAUUAUAUUUUGUUCAAUUGUGUGUAAAAGGCAACAAGCUUGAAAAAAAUAAAAAGAUUUCGCAUCACUGGAUUUUGAUUGAGAUAGUGCAUUUGUGCAGACUUUGUGAAGACAUUUUGGAUAGGAAAAAUAAAAUAGCAAACAUAACUAAGCGGAUAUUUGUGCAAAAUAAAAAGUAUGAGAAUUAUUUAUGAACUAUUUUGUUAAAAAUUCUUUCAGUGAUAACUAAUAAGUGCUAACUGUUUCAUUCAGUUUUAAAAUAAAAAUUUGUUACGAUAAUAUGUCAGGAAAUUUUGUAUUUGUUGCCCGAGAGGAAGGUGGCGAACCCACGAGGUUCCCAUUAGAGGAAGAUGGAACCGUGUCAUUUUCAACUUUGCGGUCCCAUUUUGGCCAAUUAACCGGCCUGAAGUAUCGCAUUGAAGACGACAAUUUCACCAGUGCGGUUCGUGCAACUGAAAGUGGAUUUCAUCCACCACAAGACGGGUGGGGGCAGAGAAUUUACUGGUGUAUAUUCUCUGAAGAGGACCGAAACAACAAACGAAAAUGUGAUGCAACAACAUCGGUGUCUUCAGUUGCCAAAGCCAAAAAAAACAAUCGACAAGAAAUAACACCGGAAACGCUGACUGAUGUGAUUGAUCAGAUCGAUCGUUCAGAAGCUGCAACGCCAACCAUGUCAAACAAUCAACAUGAACGAGAGGCUCAGUACACAUUAACAUCAUCCCCUACAAUGACAUAUGUUACAGCUUUAUCAAGAAUAGGAUUUAAUUGGGAGAGAAUCUUUUUCAAAUUAGGUAUUUACAAUCCGAGUCCCUGGCAUCACCUCAAAGAGGAUUAAAUCCAUGUAUCACCGUGGUAAUCGCUUAUGUACAUGUACAUGUACAUGUAUAUAAAUAUCAUAAUAAAAUAUUCUAAAAAGAAUUAACUGUAUUGUAUUUUAUUUGGCAAAAAAAUCGCUAAUUAGGUCGGAACAAAAUUCAUUUUGCUGUCAACAAGCCAUAAAUUCCCUUUAUUUUCCAUGCAUCGGAAACUGUCUCAACAAACAUUGGAAUUAAAACAUAAUUUGUUUCAUAUGUGUAAAUAAUAUUUAUUAAUAUAUAGAAUUUUCAUACUAAAGAGAUAUGACGAAUUAAGAAGAAAACAGAGCCAAGUCGCGAUUUGAUAGAUUUUGAGUUAGCCCGACAGAACCUUUUAUUUAUUCAUAAACUAUCAUAAGAACAAACAAAAAUUCAAAAAAAUUGGUUAAUUUAUUGUAUUUCCGCAUGCCGAUUGGUGCUAUGUAAACAAAAUAUCACUCUUGUUCACGUAAAAAGAAUGUAAGUCACUCAAAAUGUAUGGCCGUACACCAUAGACGCGAAGAAGAAGUAUACGAAUGAUCGAACAAGACACACACACACACACACAUACACAUAAUCGGUUUUUGCGGCUAUGAACCAAGUUCAUCUAACACAGUUUAAGAUCACAAAACAGGUUGGUUUCUAUUCACUUACCUAUCUAAUUAUAUGAAGAAGGACAAAGAAAGAAAAUCAACGACAUGUACAGACAUGAUUUUUGCAUAUCAGUUUUUGCUUCAUUUAUGCGAAUGGUUUGUUUAUUUUAAUGCUCGAUCACACACAUAUGACUUUAAAAAAUAUACAAUUUCAUUCUUUAAUACGCUAUUCCGUUUGCUGUACAUCUACCAUAUAACAAUAAGUUAGGUGGACAAUAUUUUGUUCGCUGCCGCGUCGUCCCUCUUAUCAUUUCAGCGGUUUGUCUUAUUCGUUGCAAACAAUGUUCAACAAACGAAAUCUUCAUUUUUUAAUUUUUAUCGCAUUGAGAUUCAAGUUUAAAAGCAACAUUCAUCCAUCUGCAUGCAUAACAAUGUAUUAUGAACAACAACAACAACAAUGACUGAAGCGAUGCAAAUAAUCAUAUAUCAUCGCUAUAUUUUACGCUACACACACACACACACACAUACAAUUGUUUCUUCUAGUUUCUUUCUCCCACUCUCUCUCACAUGUAUAUACUCGUUUCUUCGAUUCACGAAGAAGCAUAAAUCAUCGUCUCGUACAUUUGCUUUAUAUUUCAUCACAUAAUGAAAUAGCAUGAAUUACAUGGCUGCAAUUGUAUGACUAAUUGUAGUUUUUAACCUUGAACGAGUUCAUUGAACGAAUACAUUACUGUCGCGAUAGUGAACGUUUGUUCAUGUUAUCGUUGUUGCAUUUUACACUGUGCUUUUUCGCUACUAUUGUGUCUGUUUACAUUUUUAUUUUCAUCAAUAAUUCGAAUUAUUUUAUGUAAGAAUGUUCGAUUUGAUAUUCAAUUUAAUGCAAAUAGUUCGAUUUCAUGUUAAUAUUUCGAUUUUUGUUUAGAUUUCAUGAAAAUAAUUCGAUUUUAGGUUCAAUUUCAUGAAAAAAUAGUUCGAUUUGAGGUUCGAUUUCAUGAAAAUAGUUCGAUUUGAGGCUCGAUUUCAUGAAAAUAGUUCGAUUUGAGGUUCGAUUUCCUAAAAACACACUCGAUUCGAGGUUUCAUUAUAAUUAAAUGUCAAACAUCUGGUGAUACAACUGGAUCAAUCGAAUUGUAAUUUUUGUUCGGUGCGUUCCGAAAGGAACGGUUCAUAUUGAUAUACCAAAAUGGAAUUACGCCCCGUGAAAAACGUUAAUAUCGAUCUGAGUAACAAUGAUGUCACCGUCCUCUAAUACAAUUGAAGAUGUCCCUAGUGUUGAGCUACAAGUGCGUGAAAAUGCAUUUAAUAGACGAAUAAACGAUUUCGCUAUUGUAAACAAUGGACAUAUUGAUAUUGAAAUAUUUCUAAGCGAUGCUUUUUAUAUAUAUCGCUCGGAACUUACGAAAAAUAUUGAAAAUUAUAUUAACGUGAAGUCAAUGACUGUAUUCGUAGCAGAGUUUGAAAAAAAAAAUGUAAACACAGAUGAAAAUAAUGAUUCUUACGAUGAUGAUGAUACUGGCGGUAAUCAUAGUCAUGAGUUAACGGAGAAAGAGACUAUAUAUCUCCCAACGCACACACGGAAGCUUGAUAUAAACGUAGACCUACAUGAACAUUUUCGAAAACAGAUCGUUCAAGAAAUAGUGGAAAGUGUAGAACAAGUUACAUUCCGCGGUUCUGGAUUUACGCUCGCCCGCAUAAUCGAAUUGAAUGUUCACGUCAACUUAUAUAACCCAUUACACGGUUCAUCGUAUAUUCAAACUCCUAAAAAACUACGGUAUAAAAAAGCAAUUAUCAACGUACAAAAUGAACAUGAUGAAAUGUGCUUCAAAUGGGCUAUUUUAUCUGCUUUACACCCGGUAACUGAUCAUCCAGAGCGAGUUCGUCAUUAUUAUCAAUAUGAGAACGAAUUGAAUUUUGAUGGAAUCGAUUUUCCCGUUCGCUUGAACCAAAUCGACAAAUUUGUUCGACAAAACAACAAUAUAUCGAUAAAUUUAUACUAUUACGAUGAUGAAAAUGAGGGUCGCAUAUGUCCAUUACGUGUGAGUAAUGAAGUUAAGCAGCAUCAUAUUCAUUUGCUGCUAAUCAAAAACAGAGAAAGUGUUAAUAAAAUAGCUAGCACUUCCAACAUGAUUAAGGAGAUCUACAAUAAUGAUUCAAUUCGAACUCAUUACUGUUGGAUAAAAAAUUUGAGCCGUCUUGUCAGCAGUCAGCUAAGUAAUCAUAAAUCUCGAUAUUUCAUUUGCGAUCGAUGCCUAAUAUUUUAUGAUACAAAUGAAAAAUUAUCGAAACAUAUUGCAAAAUGUACAAACGAGUGUAGCAUUGAAAUGCCCGAUCAAACAUGGAAAUGGAUGAAAUUUGACAACUAUGAACAUCAGCUGAAAGCACCAUUUGUUAUAUACGCUGAUACUGAAGCGUAUCUGAAGGAGCUCAGUAUGGAAGAUCAGAAACGUAUAUUUAGUGAGGAAUGUGCAACAAGCGCAUAUCAGCAGCAUCAUAUGUACAGCGUUGGAUAUUACUUUAAAUGUGAAUUUGACGACUCAUUUUCAUAUUACCGAGGCAGCGGCAAUCGUACCGAUUGCGUCGAAUGGUUCAUCGCAGAAUUGAAAGAAAUUGCUCAUGGAGUUGCAAGGUUAUUUGAUAAAAACAUACCAAUGCUACCGCUAACUGAAGAUGAGAGAUAUGCAUUCCACGAUCCAAAUGCAUUAUGUACAAUUUGUGGUGAUAUUUUUGAAGCAAAUGAUAUUAGAGUACAUGAUCACUGUCAUCUCACCGGUCGAUAUAGAGGUCCAGCCCAUCAAGCAUGCAACUUACAGUUCCAAGAUAGCCACGUUGUACCCGUUAUUAUGCACAAUUUGUCGGGUUACGACUCACAUUUAUUCAUAAAAGAGUUGGCAGCAAAUAAUAUUAUGAAUGGAGAUGUUUCAAUUAUUCCAGCUAAUGUGGAACAAUACAUCGCUUUCACAAAAGUAGUGACAGGGAGUACACGCGGGCUUAAUACGAGAGAAAACGUAAAAUUUAAAUUCAUUGAUUCAUGCCGAUUCAUGCCUGCAUCUCUAGCUGAGUUAGCAUCACUACUACCAGCAGAUAAAAAACAAAUAUUGUAUAACGAAUGUGAGAAAAAUGGCUACACACCAGAACAAAUCGCUAUGCUUGAACGUAAAGGCGUUUCUCCUUAUGAAUAUGUGAGCGGUAUGGAGCAGCUGAAGGAGGCAAAUCUACCAUCAAAGGCAGAUUUUUACAGCCAACUUAGUGGAGAAGGAAUAUCGGAAGACGAUUACCAAUUUGCUCACGAUAUCUGGCGGAAAUUCAACUGUAAAACGCUCGGAGACUAUUCCGAACUAUAUCUAAAGACUGAUGUGCUACUAUUGGCCGACGUAUUUGAAAAUUUUCGAAAUACAUGCUAUACAAUUUACAGUUUGGAUCCGGCAAACUACUAUACAGCUCCAGGUCUUUCGUGGGAUGCCAUGCUCAAAUAUACCGGAGUGAGAAUUGAACUGUUAACUGAUGUGGAAAUGUUGCUGUUCAUCGAACGUGGAAUUCGAGGUGGCAUAAGUCAGUGCAGUAAACGUCAAGUCAAAGCCAACCAUAAAUACAUGGGAGAUGUAUACAAUGAUGAGAAACCGUCAAAUUAUUUAAUGUAUUUAGAUGCAAAUAAUCUGUAUGGACAUGCAAUGUCACAACCAUUACCGCUGAGGGAUUUCAAAUGGAUUGAUGACAAAAUUGUAAAGACAUCUUUUUCGAAUGCAGAUGAAAUAGUCAAAUUAGCUGACGAUUCGGAAUAUGGCUAUAUAUUCGAGGUGGAUCUACAAUAUCCAAAAAAUUUACAUGCUACACAUAAUGAUUUUCCAUUUUGUGCUGAAAAGCGAACGCUUCCGCAAGAAGUGUUCGAUAUUAUCGGCAUAAAACCGAAUAAAAUCGAUAAAUUAUUGUUAACGUUAUACGAUAAAGAAAAUUAUAUCAUUCAUUAUCGCAUGCUCAAAUUAGCAUUACAACACGGUCUAGUAUUGAAAAAAGUACAUCGAGUACUUCAAUUCGAACAAAGUUGCUGGUUAAAGCCCUACGUCGAUAUCAACACACAACUACGUACACAAGCUACCAACGACUUUGAAAAGUCGUUUUUUAAAUAUAUGAUAAACUCCGUCUUUGGUAAAACGAUGGAGAAUCUGCGUUUACGUGCAGAUAUCAAACUUGUCAACAAGUGGGGUGGGCGAUGUGGUGCAAGCAUGUUAAUUGCUCGACCAAAUUUCAAGAAAUGCAAGAUUCUCAAUGAAGAUUUAGCAGUAAUUGAGUUACAAAAAACACAUAUUAAAAUGAAUAAACCGAUAAUUAUCGGUAUGUCCAUCUUGGACAUAUCGAAAAUAACGAUGUACAGUUUUCUGUACGACUUUUUAAAACCUAAAUAUGGAAAAAAUUGUGCAGUUGCCUAUACGGACACUGACUCCUUCAUACUUUCCAUUCAAACGGAUGAUUUCUACAAUGAUAUGAAGCAACACUUGAAUCGCUACGAUACAAGCGAUUAUCCGGAGAAUAAUGUUUUCAAAAUGCCUCAAAGGAAUAAAAAAGUGCCCCGGUCUUUUUAAAGAUGAAUUAAACGGGGAGAUUUUAGCAGAAUUUGUCGGUCUACGUGCAAAAUGCUACGCUGUACUACCGUUUACAGCUAAAAUAGAAAAAUGUGAAUGUCCAGAAAGAACUGUCGCACCUCGCGUUAUGACAGAUAGUGACUAUGUUGACUGCAUAGAAAAGAAUUGUAACAUCGAUAAAAAAUCUAAAGUUAUUAAAAAGUCUAAAGGUAUCAAAAAGAAUAUAGUGAAACGUAAAAUUGCAUUUAGCGAUUAUGUUGACUGUAUCGAGAAAAAUUGUAAUAUUUUACGUGAACAGCAUAACCUUCGUUCGAAAUCACAUCAAAUAUUCACAAUUAAACAGAAAAAAAUUGCUUUAAAUCCGUUCGACGAUAAGCGUUACCUUAUUCGUUCGAAUGGUAUUGAUACGCUAGCUUGGGGUCAUCAUGAAAUUAGUGAGAUUGAGAAAAUUUAUUGUUAGGUGAAACGUAAAUUUUCAUAUAAUUUUAAGCAAAAAUAGUAAAUUAUAUACAAAAAUAAGACAGUUUUCAUUGAUUUUCAUAGAAGAGUAACAUUUUAGUUAAAAUUAUGAAAGUCUCUGUAUAAUAAUUCAAAGUAAAAUGUUUCAAAUCAAACCUAUAUGGUUGCUUUAUAAUAUAUACACAUAAAUAUGAAAUGAAAAGAUUUGUUUUUUUGUUGAAAAAAAAAA